Acanthoscelides obtectus is the source of this 4396-nucleotide messenger RNA. The record is from the annotation of a GenBank genome assembly. Lineage: Eukaryota; Metazoa; Arthropoda; Insecta; Coleoptera; Chrysomelidae.
AUCUGCGCAUGUCUCGAGACAUCACGCGACUACUGCCGUCAACGCCAUUGCCAGAUUUACGUUUUAUUUUUCCUUUAUAAAAUCGUGUUGUGGGUUUGAGACUGGAGAGGUUCUGCGAAUGAAUACACGGUGAUAAUUUCGAAACCAAAGAGAAAAAGGAAAAAACACAAUGUCGGGGGCCACCUUGGAAGCGGAACUUUACGAAAGUAGCUCCAAGUUUUUAAACGGGGACGUUUUAGCUUCAGAUAAGGAAAUUCAACAUUUAAAAAAAACAAAUGGCUAUAGACAAGACAAAUAUUUGAAUGGCCAUACUUUGGGACACAAACCAGUGGAGCGACAAAAAAGAACGCGAGAAGUGAAAGAACAUUUCGAGCCCCCGACACUUAUCGUGGCCAUAAUGACGCACAUCAGUUUUUAUAUUCUCAUGUUUCUCGGCUACCUCAGCCAGAUGCUGUUCCCGCCAAAAGUGAUCAAAGAAACAAACAGAGAUGGGUAUAGACCGAUGUUCGAUAGAUUUACAGCGUUUUACCUGCGAUACGUCUACAGGCGGAUCAAAGACUGUUGGAAUUAUCCUAUUUGUAGUGUGCCUGGAAGUGAAGUCGUUUUGAAAGAGCGCGUCACGAAUGAUAACGGCUGGACAUUCCAAUUCACAGGUUCAAAAAGGAAAUGCCUUAAUCUAGCUUCGUAUAAUUAUUUGGGUUUUUCGGAAAACACUGGCCCCUGUUCAGAGCAUGCGAUAGCUUCAUUGUAUAAAUAUGGAGUUACCACUGGAGGCACAAGACAGCAAAACGGUACGUGCGAGAUCCACAGGCAACUGGAGCGUCUCAUGGCCGAAUUUCUCGGCGUUGAAGACGCGAUCACUUUCGGCAUGGGUUUCGCGACCAACGCCCUCAACAUCCCUGCUCUGAUCGCGCCAGGUUGUCUCGUAAUCAGCGAUGAGAAAAACCACGCCAGUUUGAUUGUCGGCAUCCGACUGUCUGGGGCUACAGUCAAGGUGUUUCGGCAUAACAAUAUGAAACAUCUGGAGAAGGUUCUGCAAGAAGCCAUCUACUACGGUCAGCCGAAAUGCGCGACGCAUACGCCUUGGAAGAAGAUUGUGAUAAUUGUAGAGGGCGUUUACAGUAUGGAAGGUACCAUCGUCCAUUUGCCACAGGUUAUAGCCUUGAAGAAGAAGUACAAAGCCUACCUGUACCUGGACGAAGCGCACAGCAUCGGAGCGAUGGGCCGUAGAGGUGGCGGGGUUGUCGACUAUUUCGGCUGUGAUCCUAAAGAUAUCGACAUUCUGAUGGGUACAUUCACGAAAAGCUUCGGGUCGCACGGCGGAUACAUCGCCGGCACGAAGGAAUUCAUCAGCUACCUCCGUCAACACAGCUUCGCCUCAGCACACGCUUGGGCGAUGGCUCCCCCCUUAGCCGCCCAGAUAGUCUCGGUAUUGGAGACGCUGAUGGGCAGAGAUGGAACCGACGAGGGCCGCAGAAGAAUCGAACAAUUGGCACGGAACACGCGCUACGUCAGGUUAAGGCUCGAGCAGAUCGGGGUCAUCAUACACGGGUGUGACGAUUCGCCUGUGGUGCCUAUACUCGUUUAUCUCUACUCGAAAAUUGCCGCCAUGGUCCGCAUCCUGAUCGAACACCGCAUAGCAACGGUAGGCGUCGGUUAUCCCGCCACCCCUUUGACCCAAGGCCGAAUCAGGAUUUGCCUUUCGGCGGCGCACACCAAAGAACAGCUGGACUACGCUUUAGACGUCAUAGAAAAAGUCGCCGACGAACUAGGAUUGAAAUAUUCCCGGCGACCGAGAGAUCUCACACCCAUAGAUUAUCACAAAAUCAAAGUUUAUACCGAAGAGUCAUUGUAAGUUUACAGACAAAACGUCACUUUCGGACUCGUCACAAGAAGAAAGUGGUGUUAUCGGUGUGAUUCAACCAGUAGUAUUGUCGACUUUGCUUUAGGCCAGCUGUUAGCACGUGGAGGUUGGGAUAUAUGGAAGAAGAACGGCCCUCAAAUAUAUUCACAAAUAGCAUGUUUUGGGGCGUUGGGCCAACUUCACUGAGACAGGCAAUUAAAACGACUUUCAGCUCACCCUUGAUAAAAAUCUUCGUGCCUCCUUUUCCGAUGUUAAACAAGCUACGUAAAGACGCGCACUGUCAAUCAUGGGCGGUGCGAAAAUUUUGUCGAGAGGGAGCUUAAAAUCAUUUUGUUUCCCAAAAUAGAUGCGUCCACAAAUACAGGGUGUUCGGAAAGUUGGGACUUUCCUUUUCAGAAACGACUACGUUUGUAGACAAAGCGAAUAUGUGAAGAAACAACAGCGAAAACAAAAUCGAAAAGAAAUUUAAAGUCAACUAGUUCGCGAACGAACUGUUUUACACAAGAAUAAUGUCAGUAAAAGUACCCACUUUGAGGACAUCUUGUAUAUUUAAUAAAAGUCAAAGGCUAUCAGAAUAACUCUCAAAGAGCAAAAAUUCACAGUGAUGGGUGUUAAAAUUGUAUAUUUCUGGGCGUGAUUAAAAUGUCACACCCUUUAUCACAGAAGCAUCUAGACCUAGACGCUUUUUGGAGUCCAUUUGCGUGAAGAAAUCGUUACUCUAUAUAGAAUCCCAACUUUCAUGAUAAGUAGGCUCGUGUUUACGUAGGGAAGAGCUUCGUGAAUGUUCAAAAUAGCAAUUUUUUUUACUCAAUAUUUGUUAUUAAAUAAUCUGAGCUUGAUAAGCACGGCAAUAUUGCCUAUUCGAGGUGAAAUAGCGCGCGAUUUGAUUUUUGGGCUUCUGUUGACGUUUGGUUUAUUGUUUUUGUACGAAAAUUAAGUUUUUCACAUCACGGAGCUCGACAGAUUUGCGCAUCUUUGACAUGCCAGCAAAAUACGGGUGAAUGAAGGAGAUAUAUUGCUUGCUUGAUAGUUUGAAGGCUGUACAUAUCACUCAAAAACGCGCCGUCGCGUCGCGUUUUUCGCUACCUCUCUUUAUAUAAUUACUAUAAUAGGUAUAUUUAUUAUACAGCUGCUAUGCAGGGUGUCCGAUUUUAAUCUGUUUGCAACAAAAGCUUUAUGCCUUCGAGGUGACCUUGAGCACGACCUUCAUCGCAAUUUUCAAGGAUCGAGAAAGAAAUUUGACAUUCAUCGUCAAUUGUCAUUGUGUCAUGUUGUGGUUAUGCGUUAUCGUCGAAUGUAUUUCGUAUUCCGUCUUGAGGAAUAGAAAUCAUUAAAGUUUCAUUCAAGCUCCUCUAGUAUUUUUAUUACCAGUACCCUUCACAUGUAAACGUGUAAAAUUUUGAGGGGACCUUGGAGGCGAUAAAGGACAUUGUCAAGGUCACCUUUAGGCGGCUCCCACAUCACUGUCUUGAUUUGACCUUGAAGGCCAGGUCAUAUUUUGGCGUAAAAUCUCCUUUCCAAUUUCUGUAUAAAAGGGUGGGUCAUUUUGAAAAUAUUCGCAUGACCUUGAAGGUGAUAAAGGUCAUUGUCAAGGACAUCUUUGCGCGGCUAUAGCAAAUUGUUUUCACUAACCUUGAAGGCUAGGUGAUGGUCAUAUUUGAGCGUAAAAUCUCCUCCUUUUUCCAAUUUCUAUAUAAAAAGGUAGGUCAUCUUGAAAAUAUUCGCAUGACCUUGAAGGUGAUAAAGGUCAUUGUCAAGGUCCUCUUUGCGCGGCUUGCACAUAUCUCACAACUGUGCUGUCGAACAUUUUUGCUAUAGCAAAUUGUUUUCACUGAUCUUGAAGGCCAGGUGAUGGUCAUAUUUGGGCGUAAAAUCUCCUCCUUUUUCCAAUUUCUGUAUAAAAGGGUGGGUCGUUUUGAAAAUAUUCGCAUGACCUUGAAGGCGAUAAAGGUCAUUGUCAAGGCCACCAUUCGGCGGCUUCCACAAAUCUCACAACAUUGCUUUCGAGCAUUUUGAAAUUAUUUUCACCUUGGAAGACGAGCUCAAGGUCACCAUCAUUUUGUCCUUCGAGACCGUGCAACUUUUGUUUGAACUUUUUUUUGUAAGUUAUGUAGUUUUCGAAAUGUUUAGACCUAAAGAUUAAAAUAGGACACCCAGAAUAAACAGACUAACCCAAAAAUGUGUCUUUCUUUUGGAUUCUGCAGAACACAAAUAUCCGAAAGUUUGCCCGCAUAUUAUGGGAUACUUUGGCUAAGCUAUACAGGGUGUCCACAUUGGCGCACCCUGCAUACAUUUACGCACUAUAGAAUAGACGUAAGAUUCUGUCAUAGAUGCGCGAAUCUUGCCCUACAAAGAAAACUUGAAUACCGGUAUUUAUUUGUUUCGACAAAGAAAAUGUUGUUGCAUUUUAUACAUUUUGAAAGCAUAUACUGUAUUUUUUAAAUAGCUAUUUAUUGAAAUCUGUAAGAGGUUUAUGUUUUAGUUGUCCACUGCAUAAAAAAUCCUCUCUCUCAAAUAAACUCGUUGAAAAUA